Symbiodinium pilosum is the source of this 1457-nucleotide messenger RNA. NCBI's taxonomy places the organism in Eukaryota, Dinophyceae, Suessiales, Symbiodiniaceae. The record is from the annotation of a GenBank genome assembly.
AUGGACGACCUACACGAGCUACUAAGCUCUGGGCGCCGCUUGCUUCGGUUUCUGGAUGCGAAUCAUGAUGGGCUACUCUCAGUAGAGGAGUGCCAGCAUCUCAAGGACGAUCAAUGGCUUUUUCCAAGUGAGGACAUAUUCCUCCAAGUCCUCGACCCAAACGACAGCGAGUUCGUGGAUGCAGAUGCCUUGUGGCAUUUGCUGUCCGACAGGCUGCAGACCGAUCCCAGUCAGGGUGGGGAGUGGCUGAAGGGCCAACUUCCAUCGGUGAAGCGCCUGUUUACGAUGCGCUGCUCAAAGUCUCGGCUCAUGGACAGCCCAACUUCCAGAAGCGCUCGAGGAAGUCCGAGCCCCGCGCGCAGUAUGUUACGGAGCGCGUGGAGCCCCACGUCGUUAGAAGCGGCAUGGGAGGACUUCUGCCAGGCCCUGCAGAUCACGGAUAUCACUGAAGCGUUCUCCAAACUUUGCAGUCAUCUCACUGGUGAGCCGCCUGACUGCAGCCAAACAUCAGUGAUCCUUUACGAGAGGCUUCUGGCCAGAUUACCCUCCGUGUCCAUCCCGCGCUUGGACCGCCAGAGAAGCUCAGGUGGCUAUCCUCUCCAGGAUGCCCGGUUAGGUGUUGUUGGUGCUGGGCCCAUCGGCCUGCGAGCUGCUUUUGAGCUUGCGCUCCUGGGUGCGAAGGUCCAGGUUUUUGACGUUCGUGACGGUUUCUAUCGCAUGAACAUCCUCAAGCUUUGGGACUGGGCCUCUGCCGACCUCCUGGAUCUGGGAGCAAAAUUCUUGCUCCCAAACUUCCUAACAUAUAUAGAUCAUAUCGGAAUUCGCGAGCUCCAGUCUCUGCUGCUGAAGCUGGGCCUUCUGGCAGGAGUCCAGUACACCUGGGGUGCCAGCUUCAAGGAUGUGGCUCCGUCACCAUCCAACAGGUUUCUGCAAGUCACCACGCAGAAGGCAUCUGUGGACGCCGCCGGGCACCGCACUUUAGGAUCAGACGAGAUUCACAACUUCGCUGGCCUCGUGGCCUGCGAUGGUGGCAACAGCAGGGUAGCUGCGCAGCUCGGUCUCCAACGAGUACGAGCUGACGGUCUCAGCACAGAACCUGGUUGGGAGUUUGCUGUUGUUGCCAACUUUGAGAAUCUCAAGGAACCCGAGGAUCGAAUGUUAGAAGAGUGCCCCCGCGGCUUCUCUCAAGAGGAGUUGUCGCUUGUGAAGCGUCUCAUCUAUCUACAAGGCGAAACCCACUACUUCAUCAUGACCGUUGACCUAGAUGUCCUCAUGCACCACCAUGUUCUGCGAGAUACUACCCUUGUUGGCAAGGAGCUCUUGUCCGACAAGAAUGUUGACAUGAGAAAGCUGGAGGACUUCGCCCGCAAGGUUGUUGAGGACUACUCAAACAAGGUGCGUUCGCUUGAUGGCAUAUUUGGUCCUGUGGAGAUUCCAGAAAACUUCUGGACGACAAG